UGUCUACUUUAUCCCAUCAGUGUGAAUGUAAAACAUAAUGCGAACAUAUUAAAGAUUAAACAAUGAAAUCAAACAAACAAGCUCCGUUGUGUCAAUUCAGAACGUCGAGCGUAAUGACGUCGCGUAAUCGUUGCCGUGGCUACACCAUACACACGGAAGUUAGUUACCUUAUGCACCUGUUUACACUUCCAAACGGGAAAGGGGACAAAUCAAUACGUAUUUACUCAAACGAAGUAGCUUCGAGACAGUUUUUUUCCGACUUGAGACUUCUUUUUUGGAUUUUUUUUUAAACAUCAACCUUAACCUUUAUGGACAAAUUAAAGAAAGUUUUGAGUGGCCAAGAUGGCAAUGACGACCUUAACGUACUACAGGCAGCGAAUGAAGCAUCGACACUGGGAUGGGGCACGCGGGUCAAGGGAUUCAUCGCGUGUUUUGUGUCGGGCGUCUUGUGUUCAGUUUUGGGGACCUGCUUGCUUUGGGUUCCGAGAACCGGACUGAUACUUUUUGCAGUCUUUUACAGUUUAGGUAAUAUUGCUUCUCUUUUAAGCACAAUGUUCUUAAUGGGCCCAUUAAAGCAACUCAAGAGGAUGUGUGACAAGACGAGAGCUCUGGCAACUGGCAUUAUGAUUACAUGCCUGGUGCUAACCUUUUGUGCUGCUUUUUGGUGGAAGAACAAAGGCCUUGCUCUGCUGUUCUGUAUCCUCCAGUUUUUGGCUUUUACAUGGUAUAGCUUGUCCUACAUUCCUUUUGCAAGGAAUGCAAUUAUUAAGUUGUUCUCCACGUGCUUCAAGUGAGGUGCCUCUACAUUUGGCCUCAGCUCUCUCUGUGUGUGCUGCGUUUGCUCCAGCUUCAGUUUUGCCUUCAGUGCCACUCAUGUACCCACUCUGCAGCCGGGCACAAACACCUCACCACACUACAGGCUCCCCUUACUCUCCCCAAUGGACGGAGAGUGUCCAUCUGUGUGAACAAGCACACACAGACAAUUACUCUCUCUCUCUUACACAAACACACACCUGUGCUUUGUUCAAGUAGAAAACUAUAAAGAGUUAAACAAAUACCGAGUAACAUCUUAUUGGGUAAAUGGUUGCGUUUCGGUCUUGUGAACGUAGUGACAAGUUUUGUGCAGCAAGAUAGGGCAGCUUAUUUAACUGUUGUGUAAUUGCUUAAUAAUUCCUUCCUACGUGCCUUCAUCUCUGCCUUCAUCCAAGGAUUACUUGAGGACUAGAUUGGGUAGAAAAGUAACCAGUGUUGCAGUUAUUUACUAUUUAGAUUUAUUUAUUUUUUUGCAAGAACAAGAUAAUGAUUAAGGGCUUUCUA
Messenger RNA from Carassius carassius (crucian carp), 1317 nucleotides. Its product is annotated as vesicle transport protein SFT2B-like. Lineage: Eukaryota; Metazoa; Chordata; Actinopteri; Cypriniformes; Cyprinidae. The record is from RefSeq and is a predicted model, not a curated record. Gene Ontology annotation, cellular component: membrane. The transcript is spliced from 8 exons. The coding region runs from base 309 to 794 and encodes 161 amino acids. Gene Ontology annotation, biological process: vesicle-mediated transport.